AAUGUGUCAAGAUUCUAGUUUAUGGUAGUCGACAUGGUUUGAAUGUCCCCUACUGGCGAAUCUGCUCUGGUCAAAAUAUGCCUUUGACAAUUAAAGCGAGCCCUCACAAUAGGCUCCAAUCGGACUCAUGCAACAAGUAUGUUCCAAUGCCCAACCAGGUUCGUCCUGGCUUCUUUAAUCUGUUCCAACAACUCCUUUAUCUCUCUUCUCUUCCUCAGCUAUGCUCACUUGCUCACAUGGUUUUCUCCAGGUCCAUUGGUCACGGCUCUUAGGCAGCCUUGCAAUGUAUCGUUCAAGCGUCCCAACAAUAAAGUUGUGCUGGUCAACAACAAAGAGAGCUUCCCAAGGCAGAUCGACGAAAUGCGGUCCAUUGAAGAGGCUUUCAAGACGGUUGCCAUGGUCUCCAAUAGCGAGAUGUCGCCCAUCUCGCUUGUGAUUUGCUGCAGCCCUUUUUCUGCAAGGUAGGCGACUUUGGCAACCUUGAGCGCCUCUGCUAUCCGACGCAGGACUUCCGCUAUCGUGAUAGCGGCCGUAGUGAUAGAAAGGGGAUCCGUUUUUCUUUGUCAAGAAUGGUGCUAGGGCUACCGGUGUGGAUUGUGGUUCACGG
This is a messenger RNA of Paraphaeosphaeria sporulosa, 607 nucleotides long. RefSeq lists its product as uncharacterized. The coding region runs from base 139 to 465 and encodes 108 amino acids. The transcript has a single exon. Lineage: Eukaryota; Fungi; Ascomycota; Dothideomycetes; Pleosporales; Didymosphaeriaceae. The record is from RefSeq and is a predicted model, not a curated record.